Stylonychia lemnae is the source of this 693-nucleotide messenger RNA. Lineage: Eukaryota; Ciliophora; Spirotrichea; Sporadotrichida; Oxytrichidae. The record is from the annotation of a GenBank genome assembly.
AUGGAUAGAAAUUAAGAAUCAUUAGACUAAAAUGACCAUUCAAUUAGUGAUGAACAAUAUGCCUCUAAUUAAGAUUAUGAAUUAUAGGAAUAAGUAUCCGAAUAUUCUAAUGAUGAUAAAAAUGAAGAUGAAGGUUGUUAGCGCAACUUUGAUGACUUUUUAGGUAAUAAUAAUUAAAACUAAUAGUAAUAAAUAAACCGUAUCUAAAAUAAGAGAUUUGAAGAAUAUUUUAGCAGUUACAAUUAAACUUCAUCAGAUUUAGAUGAAAAUAUCUAGAAGCAUAGUUUAAAAUGUUAAGAAAAGGAAAAUAUGAGUUAAGCAUAAGAAUAAUUAUUGAAAUUACAAUUAGAAGAAUUAAAUCAAAAUGAAAAUGAAAAUGACCAAUUAAUAGAAUUUGACGAGGAAGAAUAGCUGAAAGAGUUUAACUAAAAUUUCAUGAAUCUUUAUAAAUAAUCUCUUGAAAGCUACAAAUUAAAGCUUCAAAAAGAAAAAGUACAAAUCAAGGAAAUAUAAUUAAAAGAAACUUAAUAAAUAAUCUAAUAGCAGAAGGAAACACUUAUUUAACAAGAAAAAGAACUUAAUUUAAAAUUAUAAAAGAUCAAUGAUGUUAAGUAGCAGUAGAAGUAGAAAAUGCAAUGCACACCUUAAAUAGAAAUUGAUCAGUUAUUUAAGCUCAUGCAAAGAAAAGUUUGA